AUGGUAUACCUUAAGGAUUCCGGCUGUCGGGAUCCUGGCAACCGUAACACUGACAACGGAAUCCCAACAGCUGCCAGAGCACCGAACACGGUAUCCCGAAAGGAUCAGGAUCCCGACGACAGAGUCACCACAGCCAGGAUCCCGAAGCAACACAGCCGGAGGGCCUUCCAGCUGCAGGGAGGAGGAGGCGUCGGGGACAGCCUGUUCCUGCUUUCUGGCAGUGGGGCGGAGGAUGAUGUAUGCAAUGUCCGUCAACAAAGACUGGAGCUGCAGCGUAAACUCUUUGAAAAGAAACAGAGAAGAAAGCGGCAGGAGCCCCAAAUGAUACAACCCAACGUUGACUAUAAAGUCAAGCCACGGAGAUCUCGGAAGACCGGGGAGCAGGAGGCCCCGGGGGAGUCCAGCACUGGGAGCAGCAUAUUUAUGGGUGUCUCAGUGGAUGCAACUGCCUUAACAGAGGGCACUCCUGCCAGCCGCUGCCUCAGUCCUAUCAUACGGAAAGUCAAUGCUGAUUGUAAGCUGGAGAAGAAGGAAGAGCUCAAUGAAGCCAACAUUUCAGAUGAAGAGCUGGAGGAGACCCUACUGGAAGAUGUUCUUCCCCGGGCAAACAAGAAAGAACCCAACUCAGCCAACCAAGAGCAGGAGACUAAGACAAAGGAUGGUGACGCUGUACCGGGUACUGUGCAGAACACGAAUUCAGAGAAGGCGUUUGCAUUUGAUAACUCCAGUGAAGAAGAGGCGUAUUCGGUGUCUGUAGGGGAUCGCAAAGUUCCUCCCGCACCUGUCAAACAGCGGAAGAAAAAGAAGACGCAAAAGCAAGCAGAUGCAUAUGAGGAAGACAAUGACUAUGAGGAUAUUCUCAGUAGUGUGGCAUACGCCAGACCAAUGACUAUCUACAAUAAGGAAGAAGACUCCAUGAUAGCAGUGCCGUUGGAGAUUGAUGAUCUAAAAGAAUUUGCCUUAUGCCCAGCUCCCCACAACAUGACUCUGAAGUGCCGCAUCACCAGGGACAAGAGGGGAAUAGAGAAGGGCAUUUACCCCACCUACUACCUCCACCUGGAGAGAGAUGAUGGCCAACGGAUGUUUCUUAUGGCUGGAAAGAAGAGGAAGAAAAGUAAGGCCUCCAAUUACCUCUUGUCAGUGGACCCCACAGACCUCUCGCGAGGCGGAGAAAGCUACAUUGGGAAAGUCAGGUCGAACAUGCUCGGAACCAGGUUCACAGUGUUUGACAACGGAGUGAGCCCCGAGUCAAAGCCCUUCGUGCAGGAGAGGGAGACGAUCAGACAAGAGCUGGCAUCUAUAUCUUAUAAAACCAAUGUGUUAGGGCUCAGAGGUCCUCGAAAAAUGAAAGUCAUUAUUCCUGGGAUGAACCAGGAGCGGGAGAGAGUGUGUAUUCAGCCCCUCGAUGAACGCGAGACCCUCCUGUCACGGUACCAGAAUGGAAAUAUGGAGGAUAUAAUUUAUCUGCAGAACAAGGUACCAUCGUGGAAUGAGGAGACCCAGUCCCACGUCCUCAACUUCCACGGACGAGUCACUUUGGCCUCUGUAAAGAAUUUCCAGAUCAUUAAUGCUGGUGACCCGGAGAACAUCCUUCUGCAGUUUGGCCGUGUUGCGGAUGAUGUGUUCACCAUGGACUGCAAAUACCCGCUGAGCCCGAUCCAAGCUUUUGGAAUCUGCCUGUCGAGUUUUGAUGGCAAACUGGCCUGCGAGUAGAUGUAACGAGACACAGACCUGUGACUGAGGGAAUCACCGUGACUGCCAGGUCGUUCAUUACGCAGACACACUGGAAAAGUAUUUAUUACGGCACUAAUUAAUACCUCUGCGAGGAAUA
Pseudophryne corroboree (corroboree frog) is the source of this 1831-nucleotide messenger RNA. RefSeq names its product tubby protein homolog. NCBI's taxonomy places the organism in Eukaryota, Metazoa, Chordata, Amphibia, Anura, Myobatrachidae. The record is from RefSeq and is a predicted model, not a curated record. Gene Ontology annotation, cellular component: cilium. Gene Ontology annotation, biological process: protein localization to cilium. The coding region runs from base 1 to 1713 and encodes 570 amino acids. The transcript is spliced from 13 exons.